Lactuca virosa is the source of this 1668-nucleotide messenger RNA. The record is from the annotation of a GenBank genome assembly. Lineage: Eukaryota; Viridiplantae; Streptophyta; Magnoliopsida; Asterales; Asteraceae.
GGCGACCACUUCCUACCCAAAUUUACAACACACUGUACUUCUUCCACUCUCUCUCAUCACAUCGUUGUUUUACUCUCUCUCUCUCUCUCUCUCUCUCUCUACACCAAACAUAUACAUACAGAUAUAUGAAUAUACAUGCAUUGUUAGUGAAAUCAAAACCCUAGAACACAUUGGAUCGAGUUUGGAGAAUCUAUGAAUCGGAAUCUAUGAUCGGCAUUAUCAAUCGACGGUUUGGUCGAAGCUAAUCGGACUUGUUUUCGUAGCUUUUAACGGCGUUUGAUCUCAGAGAGGGAGAGAUGUAUAAGAACCAGCUGCAAGAGCUGGCCCAGAGGAGCUGCUUUAAUUUGCCGUCGUAUACCUGCAUAAGAGAAGGUCCAGAUCACGCACCGCGGUUCAAGGCGGCUGUUAAUUUUAACGGCGAGACGUAUGAGAGCCCUAACUACUGCACGACUUUGAGGCAGGCGGAGCACUCUGCCGCGGAGGUGGCUCUUAAUGAACUUGCGUGUCGAGGUCCUUCUAAUUCUUUGGCUGCUAGGAUACUGGAUGAAACCGGGGUGUAUAAGAAUCUUUUGCAAGAGGUUUCUCAAAGGGUAGGGGCGUCAUUACCAACAUACACAACUUUUAGAUCAGGCCUUGGUCAUUUGCCUGUUUUCACCUGCACUGUAGAAUUGGCUGGCUGUAUAUUUACAGGAGAACCAGCCAAAAACAAGAAACAAGCUGAAAAGAAUGCUGCCAUGUCAGCAUGGUCUUCUCUAAAACUUUUAACACAGCAAUCAGAAAGCUUGUCAUUGCAAAAAGGAAACACAGAAGAGCAAGAGCAUGUUAUUGUGGCACGUGCUUUACAAAAAUUCAGAUUAAAAGCUAGAAUGACUAAUAUACCCUUCCCAAUCCGUUUUCCAGUUCCAAAACCAAAAACACACUCCACACAACCUCCUCCCUCCACAACUUCAAAAAUCCUUCCCUUAAUAUGCCCCAAAAUGGGUCAAACCCGUAGGAAAGACAAUAACGCCCCUCAAAAGCAAUUCGGAGUUCCCACCGCCAACGAACUGCCACCGCCACCGGACCACCGCGUGCACAAGUUUCCGGCGAUCGGAGCCGCACCGUAUAUCCCUGUCCGGCACUUCCGGCCGACUCACUGUGGAAUCGCGCCACCGGUGACUAUCCGCAACACGAUCCCGGUCUUCUCCGCUCCGCCACUUCCGCCGCCACGUAUGGCCGGAGCACCGCCGCAGUUUGGGAGGCCGCCAGCUAUGUGUGGCGGUGGAGGUGGAGCACCUCCGGUCACCAUCCGACAGGCGGUUCCUGCGUUCUCGGGUUCUGAAUCAAAGGAGAAUGUUGGAGCUUCUGUUAUGAAGCCGGUUGCCAUGUCAGCAUUAGUGACAGAAGAUAAAGAGAGUAAAAGUAAAUUAGGAGAGACUCCAACAGGAAAUGAAGAGGCUAGUGUUAGCAAGUCGCUAGAGCCUGGAUUUAAGGGGCUACAGAUUUGAAGAAAAAAAAAAGGAAUGUGUUUUAGGAUUUUGUAGUGGUUAUUUUUUUUUUUCGUUGGAUAUUUUGGGCCUACUUGUUUUUGUGUUAAUUAAGCUGAUUACAGUUCAUAUUUGGAUCAAUUAAAACAAGUGGUCAGCAUCUUGUUCAUUGACCAACGGGAUAUGUUAAUGCUAAUGCUUA